CUUUAAGACUUGUUUAGAUUCAACGAAAAAGAUCUUCUCUUAAAUUAAAGUUGUGGUUAAUUUUACAAAAAAGAUAUAUAACCAUGUCGUUUAAAUUAAUACUAGAGAAAAAUGCUGUUUUGUAUUUUUUUAUUUACCCGCAUAUUAAUGCUCUUCAAUUCGUAUGACUCGAUUCAUGCGUUGUAAAUAAUCAAGCAUUUGAACAUUUUAAAAAUUAACGAGUGAUGAGCGAUUUUUUAUUUCAAAAUUUUCUUAUUGUCGGUUAUUUUGGUAACUGUAUGUUUAUAUAUCGCAGCACAACUCAAAUUUGAAACGCUUUGCUGACUCUUGCAGUAUUUGAUCAUGCCAUUGUGAAAGUUCUGUUUUCCGCUUACGGAAUAGGUAAUUUGUAAAUGUGUUCAUUAACGAAUAGAAAUGAGUGACAACAUAAAAGUUGUUGUCAAAGUUAGGCCGCUGAUUUCUCGCGAAAUAGAGGACAAGCUUUCGUUCCAAUGGAAAGUAAAAAACAAUACACUGUAUCAGCUGGACUCCAGCGGAAAAGAAUCUGGAGUACAAUACACUUUCGAUAAAGUAUAUGAUGUGACGACCAAGACCGCAGAUGUCUACAAAGAUGUUGCCAAGCCAAUUGUGGAGGCAGCUAUUGCUGGCUUCAAUGGGACUAUAUUUGCCUAUGGGCAGACAUCCUCGGGAAAAACCUACACUAUGUCUGGAACGGAGACUUCUCCAGGCAUCAUUCAGUUGGCUGUGCUGAAUUUAUUUGAACAAAUCAAAUGCAUUCCGGAUAGAGAUUUCCUGGUUAGAGUUUCAUUCAUAGAAAUUUAUAAUGAAACGCUAAAGGACCUAUUAAAUUGUGAGAAUGACAAGGUUAAGAUCCGAGACACCCUGCAGGGUGUCAAGCUGGAUGCCACAGAGAAGUUCACAUCUUCUCCAGAAGAAGUCCUAGAUAUUAUGAAAGAGGGUGAGGCAAACCGGCAAACUGGUGCCACAAAUAUGAAUGAAGAAAGUAGCAGGUCUCAUUCUAUAUUCCAGAUUACAAUAGAAUCUCGAGAGCACACAGAAGACGAGGAGACAGGGGGCUGCGUGAACGUGUCGCAGCUGAACCUCGUGGACCUGGCGGGCUCCGAGCGCGCCGGCCAGACCGGCGCCACCGGCAAGCGCUUCAAGGAGGGCACGCACAUCAACAAAUCGCUGUCUGUGCUGGCACUGGUCAUCAAGCAGCUGUCUGAGGGUUCGAAUAAGCACAUAAACUACCGAGACAGCAAGCUUACGCGUAUCCUGCAAAACUCGCUCGGUGGAAACGCAAAGACCAGUAUCAUAUGUGCCGUUACUCCCGCCGCCGUUGAAGAAACGAUCUCCACCUUACAGUUCGCCAACAGAGCUAAAGCAAUCAAGAAUAAGCCGGAAGUGAACGCGGUGGCUACGGAUGCUACAAAAUUACAGGAUUUGACCAAGCAACUAUCCAAGUUGCAGUCGGAAUUGGCUAUCAAAAAUAAUAUUGAAGAAGACAAUCGAAUCCUUAUGAGCAAGAUAAAGAGCCUCCGGAAGAUGAUUCUAAACGGUUUCGGCGCGUGCAGUGUCGGCGAGGGCGGCGCGCGCAGGAAGACGUGGUGCGCGCCGCGCCGCAUGACCAUCGCCGCCGCCGAGCUGCGCCCGCACGAUGAAACCGCCGUGCAAAGGUUCUGCACGCCCAGCCUCAAGUACAAUCCUUCAGCCUUUCCUAAUCCACGAGAGUUCCAACCGAUCCAGCGGCCGAGCCAGCUGCCGUCCGUGUCGGAGGAAAGGGCUAUGGUGACGCCGCCGCCCAAAGACAAGAAGGUUAACUUUAGCGACGAGAUUAUCGACCUCGAUAGCGAUGAAGACACCGCAUCUAACACUUCACAUUGUUCGCCAUACCACAAAUGCUACAAUGCAUCGAAAACACCUCCUUGUGUGUUAAGGAAGAAAGCACAAACUGCAGAAAAGGAUCUUAAGGAUAUCGUAGAAUUAACGAAACGAGAAAAACUUUAUAAUCCAGAAGUGGUGGAAUAUAUGGAGAAAUUAGAACAAAGCACAAACAAAAUAUCCAAGUUGGAAGAUGAAAUUAAGACACUCAAUGCCAUAAACAUAGAAAAAGACUCAGAAAUGGAAAUAUUGAAGGACAAGAUAACGCAGACUAAAAAAGAAGUUCAGACAUUUACAUUUGCCAAGGUGGAAUUAGAAACACGAUGUAAAGAGUACAAUACCAAAUUGACUGAUUUAGAAGUAAGUUAUGAAACUCUCAAAACAAAAGCCAAAUUAAGAGAAGAUGAGCUGUUAUCCCUAAUAAAUGAACAAAAUGACAGCAGAAAAAUUAAAGAAAGCAUUUCAGGUAAAUCACUGUCUAGAACAUUUGAAAAAGAUUUCGGUAAUUUUAUGGAUAUGUCUAAAGACAUAUCUUUGGUAAGUGACAAUGACAGCAGUAUAGAUUCAUCUAAUAACGAGCCUUCAGGUAAACUGCAGCGGAUGGUAGAUGAAAUGCGAACCGAUGUCAACGCCAAAAAUGAAGUUAUUGCUAAUUUAGAAACUGAUAUUUUACAACAAAAACUAAAAAUGGAAUCACUUGAGAGUAUCUGCACAGAAUUACGUGACCAAAUUAAUAAAGCAAAUAGCCUUUUAAAAUAUACUGAAGAGGAGAAUAUUUUGCUAAAAUCAUCUAUAGAUACUUUAAAUUCCACUAUAAACUGCCAAAAACAAAACUUAGAAUCUGCUAAUAUUGACAUCCAAUCGUAUAAAACAGUUAUCAAGGAAUUACAAACUAAACUCGCGGACAAAAAAAUUGACUUGGUGGAUUUCUAUACUAAUGAUAUUUCUCUAGAAAAAAUGAUUGAUAACGAAGAAAAAAUUAUAGCUAAUAAUGAGAACAUGAGAAAUAUUAUUCAUUCCUUUAAAAAUGUGCUUGAGGCACGCAACAAAGAGAUUGAACAAUUAAAGUCGAAUCAUACUUCUGAAACAUGUUCUUCUGAUAUUGAGCUGUUGACAAAACUACUCGAAGAAAAAGAAAAUGAGGUCAUGAGGCUCGGUGAUGAAGCAAAUACGUCGAAAGAGCAAAUACAGGAAAACAUAAAUGUAAUAAACAAACUCAUGGAAGACAACAAGGAAUUGGUAAAAAAUACUAAUGAACUCUCUGAUAAGUUAUUGAAUGCUGAAAAACAGACUUGUGAACUAGAAAAACGUGUUAAGGAUUUAGAGAAAGAAAAUAAAGAAUAUACCCAUCAGUUACGCGAUCUCAAUGAGAAUCAGGACAAAUUCCUGAAUGCAUUUUCUGAUAAUGAAUUAUUGAAAAAACGACUUGCAGAAAAAGAGGAAGAGAUUAGAAGACUCACUGAGGAGGCAACCAAGUCAAAAGAGCAAAUACAGGAAAACAUAUAUAUUCUAAAUAAAUUACUGCCUGCUUCGUCUGAUACAGAUUUACGGAAGAAACGACUUGAAGAAAAAGUAGAAGAGAUUGUCAGACUCGUUGAGGCGUCACAUAACACUAAAAUGCAAAUCCAGGAAAAUAUGAAUGUAAUAAAGAAAUUGAUGGAAGAUAACACGAACUUAGUCAAGGAUGCAGAUGACCUAACUAAUAAAUUAUUGAAUGCUGAAAAACAAAGCUGUGAGUUAGAAAAACGUGUUAUAGAAUUAGAGAAACAAAAUCAAAAAUAUACCCAUCAGUUGCAGGAGUUUAACGAAAAUCAUGAUAAAUUGUUGACAAACUUGAAUGAAUUUAAGAACAACAUAAGUGUAUUAGAAAAAGAAAAAGAGACAUAUCAAGAACUACAGCAUAAAGUUCAAAGUAAAGACAAUCUUAUAGAUGAAUUAAAAAGCGAAAUAUGUACAAAAGAGAGUCUUAUACAUUCUCUUAGUAGUGAGCAAGUAGAAUAUAAGGAUUAUCUAUGCAAAUGGAAAUCCUCUGUAAAGAAAGUACAGCUACUAUUGUUGUCACAUAUAGCAGACACGAAUGAACAGGAAUAUUUACCUGACAACGAGUUUACUUUCGACGAGCUUUGCAGCCAGUUAAACUCAGUCGCAAAUGCCGCCAACAAUAUCAUAUAUCAAAAAGAAACUAUGGUGAAGCAUUACAACAAACUACAGGUAGAAAUUGAAGAGCUUCGAUCACGGGUGAAAUGUUUAAUUUGUGAUAAUAACAACCUUGAACAUGAAAGAGAACAACAAAAUGGUUUGGUUUCUAAACUAACUACAGAACUUGAAGACAUUAAAAAGGAAUUACAUGAAAUUAACGAACAAAAUUGUGAUCUUAAUGAAAAACUGCAGCUAGCCAGUGAAAGUUAUGAAAUUUUAAAACGUGGUAUUAUUGAUAAAGAAGAGUUAAUAACUUCAAUCAAAACCGAAGAAAAUAAUUUGCGUUUACAGUUAAAAAAUGUCUUACAAGAAGUGGUAUCCAGAAAUGAAGUCGAAAGUGUUCAGUGUACAGUUCAAAAUAGUCAAACUGAAUUCGAUGAAAUUUUACAGACUAAGAGAGACGAAAUUACAAACUUAAAACGAGACUUCGCAGAGAAAGAGAAGUUGUUAGAUGAAAAGUGUUUACAAUUGCAGCAGCUUUCCAAAAAACUUGAAGAAACAAUUUGUAAUCGAGAUUAUCUUUUAGAUAACAUACAUAAGGCCGCUGCUAGUUUGUUAAGAAAGAUAGAUAGCCAAAGUGACGAAUAUCAAUUUGAAAAUAUUACUCAUAGCGAUGUUUACAGUAAAAUAAUUAAUAUUUUGGAGAGGGCUACGAAUGACGUCGUGAUAUCUAAAUCUAACAACGCAACCAAUAAUACUGAAGAAAUCAAGGAAACCAUUGAAUUACUUGGAGUAAUGAAAGGAGAAAAUCAACAGCUGAUAAGGAAAUUAUCCUAUACAGAAAAUGAAAAUAGAUGGUUAAUGGCUGAAUUAGAAAGAAUGAAAAUAGAUAACAAUAAAACAAGUGUUGACUUACUGAAAAGUGAUGAAAUACUAAAACAACUUCAAAUAGAGUUACGAGAAAAACUGUUUAUAAUAGAAAAUUUGGAAUUAAAAAUUGAAGAAUGGAAGAAUAAUUUCUCUGUAUUAGAGGAUGCAAUGAAGCAACAACUAUUGGAAUUACAGCUCAGCAAUAGUGAACUUGAGCCACAAUCACAAAACUUGGUCAAAAGAUCUCUAUCAAUAAAAAGUAAUGAGUCAUUUGCUGUUGGCCCAGACUUUAAUGACCUAGAAACUGAUCAGAAAGAGACAAUUCGUCGAUCUCUAAGUAAUUUAUUAGUUGAGCCAGGGAAUUACUCACCACAAAGCCUGUUGACUUUAUGCUGUAACAAAAUCAUAGAUGCUAUCCAGCCAAGCGAAGCUGAGUUGCAUUCAGUUUCAAGGUCUACCACUAAUUUUAGAACUGCAAGUGCUGAAACACAAACUAACGUCUGCGACUGUGACAAAUUGUUAACGGAAAAAGGCAUAGCCUUAGAUGAAAACUUGGAACUGAAGGCAAAAAUAGAUUAUCUUGAGGGUGUUAAUGUUAACUUGUUAAAAGAACAAGAAGAAAUUCGUAAAGAACUUAAAUUAUUAAUGGGGCCUGCACAAGAAUUGCAAAAGAAAAUUUCUGGUCACAAAACAAAUUUAUCAACCUUAACUGCUACAACAUAUGCUGAAAACAAACUGCUCAAGUCUCAGGUCAAAGUUUUGCAGCAUCACAACAAUCGAAUCUAUAAUGUUUGCCAGAGAGACUUGCCCGGCUUCAAAAAAUCAUUGCAGGAACUAAGCUCAAUAUUGAAAAAUACUGCUUUGGUAAAUAGGCUGGAAGCUAAUAUAAAAAGAUUCUCUCUACCUGAAGUUUUAGAUAGUAAUAACUCUGCUUUCAAAGAUGAAUCUACUUUAGACGGAGAUCUUUUGAUGCUUGACACUAAUAUGACAUUAGCAUCCUUUGACAAUACUUUACUGCCCCAUGAACAAACCUGUUUAGACGGCACACAAGUAUAUUUAGAAACCGAUAUUAAUACCGACCUAAUUGAAACUAUAGACCCUAAUAUAUUACACACGCAAAUACAAAUGCUUUCUAUUCAAAAUGAACAAAUGACAGAAACGUUAACCGCAUUAAAAGCAGAAAAUUUGUCACUGCAAGAAAAAGUCGAACAACUUUCAAAUAAUGUGAAACCUGAUAUUCAUAAAAUGAAUGCUCAAAAUUGUCCAAUUAAACUUCAUAGUGCUUUACAUGAUGUUACACAAGAAAUAAUUAUCAAUAACCAUUCAAACAGUAACUUGUGUGAGUACUGUAAGAAUGGCAACAUUAAGCCGAGCUACGAAAAAAUGACUGAAGAUAUAGAGAAAUUAACACAAGAAUUGCUUGAAGUUAAGCUACAAAAAUCAGCCUUAGAAAAAAGAUAUAACGGCCUUAAUGAAGGCAUUUUAGCCAAUGAUCAAUUAGCUUUAAAAAUGAGUACAUUGGAAAAGGAUAAUAAUAAACAAUUAAUCUUGAUAGAUCAGUUGACAAAUAAACUUUCCUCUAAAAAUGAAGAAUAUGUUAAGCUGCAAGAGGAAAAUGAUCUUCUUUCAACACAAGUAAUGGAGGCUAUUGACGAAUCUGACCUUCUAAGAAAAGAAGUUGAGACUCUAAAAGAGAACAAUACGGCGCUAAGUGUUAAAUGUGCCGACCUAGAAGAAGUGAUCAAAGGGAACACAGCGACGUGUACUCGAUGUGUUCAAAAUACCAGCGCUCCUGGUAGUCCAUCUGCACCUAAAUCGGUGCUAAAUAGGAAUCGCAAUGAUUCUGAGAGUUCUUCGCGCUGCAAUAAGUUGUCUACGCUUCAAAAUGAACUAAUGGCGGGCAGAGAAGAUUGUAGAACUAUUUCUGAAGACGUAGCUAGCAUUAAAAGCCACCUCGAACGUGGGGAAUUAUCCAUGACUCAUGAUAUGGAUCUUGACGAGAGUAUGGGAGAAUCUAGCGUCUUCUCAUUUUCCAAAGAAUUACACGUAGUCAGUCCAAAGCCAAAUAAAUUCAAAUUAGCGUCUGAAAUACCUGAAGAACGGUCUAUUGACUUUUAUGCUCUGGAUAAAGCAGAUUGCUUUAAUUAUUACAUAGAGAAAACCGGCACCGUAAACCACUUAAGUGAGGAAAUUAAAAUCAUUGAUAUAAUGAAAAUGUUUUAUGAUAAACUUGUUGCAAGACAUGGGAACGAAGUGGAAAACCUAGUCAACAAAUUAAAAUAUUUUGAAGAACUUAGAAAUCAAUUAAAUGAAAAAAAUAAUCAAGUGGUCUUUGAUUAUUCUAAAAUUAACGAGGAAAUAAAAGAAAAAGACAAUCGUCUCGUUAGCAUAGCUCAUACGUUACAACACAUAAGGAAUAAUAUACAUUCUAUGAAUGAAGAAAUAUCUGGUUGUGAUGCAGACAAAAAUACAGUAUUAGUUACACAGUUCAAAAACAAUAUAUUGAGUAUUAUGGAUAAAGAAUUCGACAUAUCCAGUGUAAGCGUAUUUGAAAACCUUAUAGACAAAGUAGUAAACAAACAUAAAAAUGACUUGUUAGAAAUAAUGAAUCGGUACUCGGAGUUACAGGAACACAUGGAGCUUCUAACCACAGAAUUUAGUAGUGUUACUGAUAACCUUCAUCAAAUGAAAUGCCAGCUAAGUGAAAAGGAAAACGCGUACAAUCUGCUCAAAGCUCAGAAGGAAAAAGUGCACGAAAUAACUAGUGCAGUUACUCUGGAUAUAGUUCAAAGAGAAAAUGACAUAGCUAAAUUAAUUAGCAAUUGCUGCCAGAAACUAAUUGAGCAUAACAUUUUGACACAGAAUGACAUUGACGAAAAUUGGGCAAUAGAUAAAAAAAUUAUAAUUGUGAUUGAAAAGCUUAUAGAUCAAUCGAAUCAAAGAGAUAUAGCUUUGCAAGAAAAACACAACCUUGCCCUAGAAGUUACAAAAUCUAAAACUAUAUUAAAUGAAAACGACCAAGAAAUAGAGUCUUUAAAGUCGCAAGUUGAACAAUUGCGUGAGCUCUGCAAAAAUGCUACAAAUGAGUUACUGAUUAAAAACGCAGACCUAGGAACUCUGAAAUCAUUACACGAGCAACUUGAUGCAGUUUACAAAAGAAAAGUGGAGGAAAAUGACACCAAUGCAAAAACUGUAGAAAUCUUAACGCAAGAAUUAAAUAUCUUCAAGACUACUGUGAAUGAAAAAGAUAGUUUACUACAGAAUUUGCAGCUCCAGAAUACCGAACACAAUAGUAAAGAUUCUGAAACUAAAGCUAAAAUUGCAGAGCUUAUGGAAUCUAUAAACAACUUGCAACAUGAAAACAAGAACCUAAAAUCCGUUAAUUACGUAAUCACUAAUGAAAGCGAACAGACCGCUUUACAACUAGCUAAAGCCGAUGACACUAUAAAAAAGAAUAGAACCGAACUAGAUAAAUUAACGGCCGAAAUACUAACUCUGAAUCAGUCUAUGAAAGAAAGCAUGAAUGUAAUCGAGGGUUUGAAAAUGGAAGCAAAGUCGUUGUUAGAACAAAAUGCCGUGUUGAAAAAACAGUUUGAGGAGGCCACUGAACUCUGUUCUCAAUUGAAAUUGAAUAUGAAGACCCAUGAAAAGACGGCUGAGAUACAGUGCAAGAUAAUAAGCAGACUCAAAGAAGAAAAGGAAACAAGCAGUUCUUCCACUAAUGCAAAAGACAAAGAGUUAAAGGAGUUGUCCCAGCAAUGUGAAACUCUGCGAAAAGAACUUGAAUCGCUCACUGAAGACAAGAACAAGUGCCAGCAAGAAGCUCAAGAUUUGAGAGAGGCGAAGGAGUCUUUAGAGCGACGCGUCAUCGAGUUGGAGAGCUCCGUGGAGUCGGCGCGGGCGCGCGGCUCGCCGGGCGGCACGGGCGACGCGCGCCGCCGCCGCCAGAGCUUGCUCGACUCCAAGCGGCUCUUCGGACCUGACCAACCACCAGACCACAAGAAAAUGGAAGCCUAUUUCAGUACGCAGGAGAAGCCCGACGACAUGUUUAUGGAUGUAGAUGACCAUUCCAACCGCAGCACUCCUGCCAGAAAUAGAAGAUCUGACAGCUUUCAAUCUCGACUUGACGAGAGCGAGGAGUUACCGCGGCCGUCCAGCGCGCAGGAGCGGCGCCGGCGCCGCCAGAGCCUGCACGACAUGCACCGCACCACGCACAUUGAUAUACAAGAACCCAUGAAAACGCUGAACGAACUCAAGACUAACGGCGGAGAUCAUGACAGUGAAGUGGUGUCACUGAAAGAGCGUCUCCAACUCUGCCUGCAAGAAUUGGAAGAGCUAAGAGAGAGGUAUCGGGAAGUGGAUGAAGAGUGCGAGAUCUGUGCUGAGUACCUGCGAGAAAGGGACGAACAGUGCAUUCAGCUAAGGGCCGAGAAUAAAAACUUACAGCAACAAAUCGCCAAGAUCAAUGACAAGCUACAAAACGCGAGUAUCGUCCGCGGUCAAAAGGACGCUCAACGCAGUUUCGCGAACGCUUCAGUCAACACGGAUGAAGAUUGGGCAAACCUGCACUCGGUGGUAGUGGACCGAAUGUCGUUCGAUCGCGAAGUUGAAAAGAACAAAUCGCUACAGCGAUCCGUGGACGAGCUGCGCUUCAAGAACGGCGAGCUGAAGGCGGCCGUCGCCAAGGCGCACAAGGCCGUCGAGCGCGCCGCCGCCAACAGGGCCGACUCACAGGCGCUGGAAGCAACCAAGCUAGAGUUGGAGACAUGCAAACGUGAGCUGGAAGAGUACAAGGAACGGUGCAGGGAGCUAGACGAGGAGUGCGAGACGUGCGGCGAGUACCUGCGCGAGCGAGACGACCAGCUGUGUCGGCUGAAGGAGGAGAAGGUCGCUCUCGAGGCUAAGCUCUCGGCCCUCGUGGAGAAAGAAGCCGACAGCAAGGUGCAGUCGGUGCGCAAGAAGCGGCAGAGCGCGCACGACCACAACCGGCACUCCGCCGCGUGCGGCGCCGCCGCCGCCGCCGGGAAGGCCACGCCUCAUGUCAGCCAAGAUCUGCACCCGGAAAACGACAGCUCGAAGCUAAUCAACGCAUCUUUGCAAAACAGUGAAAUCGAACAACUCAAAAUGGCGCUGGAAGCGGUGGCGAGGCAGAAGCGCGCACUGGAGCUGCAGCUGCGCGCCGCGCCGCCCGCGCUGGCGGCCACCGGCAGCGCCGUCGUGCAGAACCAACACUUAACUGAAGUAAUGAAAGAAAACCAGAAACUGAAAAGGAUGAACGCUAAAUUAAUAACCAUCUGUAAGAAGAGAGGCAAGCCCCUCGGCGAGUCCAACCGUGAGAACGACGACCCCGCGGAGCUGGCGUAGGCGGUGAGUCGCGACCGGCAUUAUGGUGCUUAGUAUUAUAGUUAUUUUAACAAAAUAAAAGUUACUAUUUUACCGAUGUCUGCGUCAAAGACGCCUAUUCUCUUAAUAUGUACGACGGGAUUUGAGGCUCCUGGCUCAAACUAAAAGUUGCGAAUUUGUUAAUUGUGUAUGUAUUUGUGUAGCAAGUAAAUAAACAAAGAGAUGAAGCUUCAGUAAAAUAUAUAUGUAUUCAGUACGUUAAUUAUGUCGCGCAACAUUUCGUGUUACUGGCCUCGUCGUAUUUAUUUAACAUUUUAGUCACAAACUCAGUUGUGGCCCUUUGCCGCGUCUGUUACAUUGCUAGGAAUUAUGUGUUUAGGAUAAUUUUGAUAUGUCCUUAUUUUACAUUUUAGUCCAUAAUUGAAACUAAUUAAAUUAACCAAAUUUUUAAUUGAUCAAUGCAUGACAAAAUUAUUACAAUAUUUCAAUAUUAAUAAUGUAUCAUUUAAUUACUUGGGAAGCUUAAACAAUAGGAGGCUAUCCCUUCUUGCAACGAUCAUGAACAUAAAUUAACUCUUCGAAAUUGAAGACUGAAUGUUAAUUCACAUUCCAAAAGCAUUUUUGCUAUGCACGGACCGAUCUGCUAGUAUAAAAUAUUGUGAUUGCUUUGACUGAAAUGUCUAGAACGAGUCAGUGCCAUUGUAGGUAUUAUGUAGUAUUUAUUACGUUGACCUGUAUUUAAAUGGUACAAUAAUUAGUAAUAUAUUAGCGUACUUAAUUUGAUGUGUCUAUAGAAAUUCAGACUGUGUUAAUGUAAAUUAUAAUGCUCUGGAAGCAACGCACACGUUUCACUGAAUGAGUAUAAUAGUAAAAUAAUGAUAUUCUUGAGCCGUGGGUUUUAACUAAUUGUUAGUCGUUGUCGCCACAAUUUUUUCGCCUUUUUCCCGAAUUCGUAGGUAUGUUUCAUCUACAAUCGUAUGUAACUGUUAUUGAUACUCACGUUCUUUCGCGCAAACUCUGUAUUAAUUGUAAACAAAACUACUCCUGCCCUCAUAUUAUUUGCAAGAGGUAGAUAAGAGCGUCCAGGAGCGUAUUCUAACGUAAGCCUUUUUUUAAACGGCAGCCUUCUGUCCCAGAACCAUGGUUCCUUUUGACUCUAGAAUCCCACAAACCAUAACUUUUGUAUUCUGAUAUCUGUUGUGGCGACUGCGAUAUGAAUCCAGCACAAACAUGCUAUUUAGGAUAGGUAUCCUAAAUAGCAUGGUGUUAAUUAUGAAGGAUGCCGACUUUAGGGCAGGCGCCCUAAAGUCGGCAUCCCUCAUAAUUUAUUAUUUCAUAGUAUCUGUGAUUGCCGAUAUUUGGGGUAAUGGCACUAAUGGCUGACAUGAGCAUGUUUUUGUAAUUAUGUAGACAAGAAAUGCCGCAAGAAACUCAUAAUUUACGUAGAUAAUGGCAACGAAUAUUUUAUGAUUAAUCCUAUUUGACGCACAAUAAUAACAUUAAUAACUUGCAUUUGAAUUAUUCCUUAAAUGUAGUAUUUUCAUUGUGUUAAUAAAUAUUUUAAUAUCAUAA
Molecule: messenger RNA, 11805 nt
Organism: Cydia pomonella (codling moth)
Lineage: Eukaryota; Metazoa; Arthropoda; Insecta; Lepidoptera; Tortricidae
Product: kinesin-related protein 4-like
Exons: 28
Coding region: 415-10254 (3279 amino acids)
Biological process (GO): mitotic cell cycle; microtubule-based movement
Cellular component (GO): microtubule
Molecular function (GO): plus-end-directed microtubule motor activity; ATP binding; microtubule binding
Source: RefSeq, a predicted model, not a curated record